This is a messenger RNA of Electrophorus electricus (electric eel), 3193 nucleotides long. It is a transcript of the gene pls3, whose product is annotated as plastin 3 (T isoform). Gene Ontology annotation, biological process: actin filament bundle assembly; actin filament network formation. Gene Ontology annotation, cellular component: actin filament; cytoplasm; actin filament bundle. Gene Ontology annotation, molecular function: calcium ion binding; actin filament binding. The record is from RefSeq and is a predicted model, not a curated record. Lineage: Eukaryota; Metazoa; Chordata; Actinopteri; Gymnotiformes; Gymnotidae.
CUUGAGGUAUUUGUGAGGCAGACUGGAAUGCAGACACUCCACAUUAGCCUGCAAGGGCGUGGAGGGAACUCUGCCUCUGGCUCCGUCUCUGCCCGUGUUGCUUGACGCUGAGAAGCUGAGCCUCGGCACAGAAAAAAAGGCACAUUAUUGGACUGAGGAAGACACAAAUUGUUAUCCAGGGAGAUGGCAGCAAAGAUAUCAAAAGAGGAGCUGGAAGAGCUGCAUGAAGCCUUUGGGAGAGUCGAUCUGGACAACAAUGGCUAUAUCAGUGACUACGAACUCCAUGACCUAUUCAAAGAGGCCAAUCUCCCUCUCCCGGGGUACAAAGUUCGUGAGAUCAUCCAGAAGCUGAUGGUGGAAGGGGACAAAGACAAGGACAAUAGGAUUAGCUUUGAUGAGUUUGUUUCAAUCUUCCAGGAACUCAAAAGCAGUGACAUCGCCAAGACCUUCCGUAAGGCCAUCAACAGGAAAGAGGGCAUCCUGGCCAUUGGGGGCACUUCUGAGUUGUCCAGUGCAGGGACGCAGCACUCGUACUCAGAGGAAGAGAGGUUUGCCUUUGUGAAUUGGAUCAACACAGCUCUGGAAAAAGACCCUGACUGCAAGCAUGUGCUCCCCAUGAACCCCAACACGGAUGACCUCUUUAAAGCUGUGGGGGAUGGCGUUGUGCUGUGUAAAAUGAUCAACCUGUCAGUCCCUGAUACAAUUGAUGAGAGGACCAUAAACAAGAAGAAGUUAACCCCAUUCACAACACAGGAGAACCUCAAUCUGGCCCUGAACUCCGCCUCAGCAAUCGGCUGCCACGUGGUGAACAUUGGAGCCAUGGAUUUGAGGGAAGGGAAACCCCACCUGGUGCUGGGCCUGCUCUGGCAGAUCAUCAAGAUUGGCUUGUUUGCUGACAUCGAGCUGAGCAGGAAUGAGGCACUGGCAGCUUUGCUGCGUGAGGGUGAGACCCUGGAGGACCUGAUGAAGCUCUCCCCUGAAGAGCUGCUCCUGCGCUGGGCCAACUUCCACCUGGAGAAUGCUGGGUGGCACAAAAUCAACAACUUCAGCAGCGACAUUAAGUUCUCAGACUUCUCAAACUCUAUAAAGGAUUCCAGGGCUUACUUCCACCUCCUGAACCAGAUUGCUCCCAAAGGCCUCAAAGAGGGCGAGGAAUGUAUCGACAUCAACAUGGCUGGCUUCAAUGAAAAAGAUGACCUGAAAAGAGCUGAGGCUAUGCUGGUCCAAGCCGAUAGGCUGGGUUGCAGACAGUUCGUCACCCCUGCUGAUGUGGUGUCUGGCAACCCCAAACUCAAUCUGGCUUUUGUGGCCAAUCUCUUCAACAAAUACCCAGCGCUGACAAAACCUGAAAACCAGGACAUCGACUGGGGCCUGCUGGAAGGAGAGACCAGAGAAGAAAGAACAUUCCGGAACUGGAUGAACUCACUGGGUGUUAAUCCUCAUGUCAACCACCUAUAUGGUGACCUCCAGGAUGCCCUGGUCAUUCUCCAGCUCUAUGAGCGCAUUAAGGUUCCAGUGGACUGGAACAAUAAAGUCAAUAAGCCCCCUUACCCCAAGAUAGGGACCAAUAUGAAAAAGCUGGAAAACUGCAACUAUGCUGUGGAGCUGGGAAAGACUACAGCCAAAUUCUCUCUAGUGGGCAUUGGAGGACAGGACCUGAAUGAUGGCAACCCUACCCUGACCCUGGCUCUGGUCUGGCAGCUGAUGAGGAGAUACACCCUGAAUGUUCUUGAGGAUCUGGGAGAUGGGGAGAAAGUGAACGAUGACAUCAUUGUCAACUGGGUCAAUAAAACUUUGGCAGGAGCAGGAAAGUCAACCAAAAUUUCAAGCUUCAAGGACAAAGAGAUCAGCUCCAGCUUGGCAGUGCUGGACCUCAUCGAUGCCAUCCAGCCAGGCUGUGUUAACUAUGAGCUGGUGAAGACUGGGUGUCUGUCUGAGGGAGACAAGCUGGAGAAUGCCAAGUAUGCUGUAUCCAUGGCCAGAAAGAUCGGUGCUCGAGUUUACGCACUGCCUGAUGACCUGGUGGAAGUCAAGCCCAAAAUGGUCAUGACUGUUUUCGCCUGCCUGAUGGGCAGAGGGAUGAAGAGGGCAUAAAAAAAGCAAAAUCAGGACCCCGGAACCAAUCAAAAGCUGACGUCUGACCUACAAGCCGUUUUGCUGGUUGAAAGGCUUCUGGUUGAAUGAAUUAGCCAUAAUAAUAAAAAAAAAAAAAAAAAAAAAAAAAAAUAAAAAAACAUACCAAAAUCGUGAAAAGUUUGGCAGAGCUGGGGACAAUGGGGUAAUGGGCAGCAUGGGAGGGGGGGCAAGUCAUUUUUACACCAGAAUGAUGAGACGGUUCUCCAGAUCUGAGAAGGUACAGGUGGAUACCAUUCCCUAUCUUAUCGAUGCAAGAUGACUCAUACAUAUCUUAUCUGCAUUGGACCCAAGCCAUGACAGUGUAUAGUAUGUAUUUUAUUUGCAUUUUUGAUUGUGGAGAAGUGUGCACGAGUGACUGGUUUAUGUUUUAAAUGUACAUCUCAAUUGAACUGUUCUGAAAGUCGUGCACCAACAUGGAGAUAAGCCUUACUCCUUGCAGUGUUGCUUAUAAGCAGUAGAAAAUCCUCUGUAAUAUGUCUUGAAUUGGAUGCUUAUUUUCCUAGUGUUUUAUACGUAUGCAAAGUUUACCAAAAACAAUUAGAAAACACGCAAUCAUCCUUUACAGGUAGAAGCUUUAUCACAUUCCAUAAUUAUGAACUCAUUUUACUAUGUGUCUUAUGUACAAGUAUACUCAAACAUUUUACAUGAAAAGGAUGAUUCAAACAAAAUGAUCUAUGCAUGAACAGUUUGGUUUUUGUUUUUUUAUUUAAAGCAAUACACUCCUUGGAAUUUGACAAACUUUAAACAUGUCACAAAUGUGUAAGAAAGGGGGGGAAAAUGAGGAAUGUACACAGAAAGUGCAGUUUGAUGUGAAAUCAAGCUUGUUUCUGUUGGUUCACUCGUGUGGGUGGGGAGGGAGGUGUUGGGUAUAACUGGAACUUCCUUGCCUUAUUGGAGCAUGUUGACUAUGGACAAAAGAUCGAGAUCAAAAUAUUGCAAACAAUGUCUAACUGGGAAGCAUCUGCAUUCUAUGGACAGAAGCUAGAGAUCAAUAUAUUGCAAACAAUGUCUGUAACUGGGAAGCAUCUGCAUUCUGAAAAUAAACAUGUUCAUAGUA